Vespa mandarinia (Asian giant hornet) is the source of this 1855-nucleotide messenger RNA. RefSeq lists its product as uncharacterized. Gene Ontology annotation, molecular function: protein binding. The record is from RefSeq and is a predicted model, not a curated record. Lineage: Eukaryota; Metazoa; Arthropoda; Insecta; Hymenoptera; Vespidae. Gene Ontology annotation, cellular component: nucleus. Gene Ontology annotation, biological process: regulation of transcription by RNA polymerase II.
UUUUGAUUAUUUAUUUUAAAAUUUACAAUUUGAAGUUUACAAUCUAUAUAAAUUAUACAUCUUUUAAACUUGGCGCGAACGAAAUUGACGCGAACGAAGUAGUGACUGUACUUACACUUCCAUUGCGUGAUACAAAAUGCUUACUUCUUAUUUAAUCUUCUUAUCAAAUUUUACUUUAAGAUCAUAAUAAAUAGAAUUCCAGAUACUAUUAAAUUCUAAAAAGAAUAUUUCAAAUGAGAAUAAAGACUAUAAUGUGUUAUUAUGUGUUAUUUAUAAUUAUCAUAUGCUUUUAAUCAUACACAUAUAUUUACAUGUAUACAUACAUAAUAGAAGAACAAGUUCCAAAAUACUUUGUAAUUUUUAUGGGUUAUUUGUUUAAGCAACAAUGCCUGGAGAACAAUUCUCUUUAAUAUGGAAUAGUUUUUCGAGAAAUUUAUCUUCCAGUUUAUAUACUUUAUUAAUUGAUGAACAACUUGUUGAUGUAACUUUAAUAGCUGAAGGCAAAAUUUUAAGAGCACAUAAGUUGAUAUUAUCAGUUUGUAGUACUUAUUUUAAUAGGCUUUUUAAGGAAAAUUCUUAUAAACACCCAAUUGUAAUACUAAAAGAUGUCAAUUAUCAUGAUUUAUCUGCUAUGCUUCAAUUCAUAUAUCAAGGCGAAGUUAAUAUUAAACAAGAGGAUAUUGGCAAUUUUUUAAAAGUAGCAGAAAUAUUGCAGAUAAAAGGAUUAACCACAGAAAGAGAUGAGAAAAAAGACAAAAUAUUGGAUAAUAAUAUCCAAGAAAUGGAUUGUUAUUUUGAUAUAAAAACAGAUAGAGAAAAUCAUCUUACUUCCAUAGAAGAUAUUUAUCAGUGUGAGAAAUUAACAGAAUCUUUGAAAUGUAAACUGGUACAAAAAGAAAAUACAGUUCUUCCUUCAGAUUCUGUAAUGAAGGGUUUCAAUAUUAUGGAAAGAAAUAUAUCAAAUGAAAUUCCUUAUACUACAAAAUUAGUUUCUCAUACAGACUAUAGUCCACAAAGAACAUUAUUUAUUGAAACGUAUAAAAAUAUUGACACUCAGACUACAAAGGAACCAUUUGAUUGUACUUCUGACAUAAAUCACACAAAAAAAAUACAAUAUAAAUCCUCAAAUUAUAUAAAUGAUAUGGAUUUAAAAGCAAUGUAUAAAUCACAAAUGUUAAAUAAAGUAUUUUGUAAUAUUGAGAAUAUACAUAAAUCAGAUUCUAAAUCAGAUAUGCAAUUAAAAUCUGCUGAUCAAUCUCUUGGUCUGACUAAUAUGGUGAUAGAAGAACAUAAAAAUUUGACAUAUGAUGCAGCUAAUGGUGACAAAAAGCAUAGAUAUAUCAAAGCUAAUUCUAGUAGUACAUUAUCCCUGGAAACAACACAGCGUUUAGUUUCAGAAAUUAGACCAACAUUCUGCAUGGAAAAGGGUAAAUUAAUGCGGGUUUAUUCAUGUUCUUGGUGCCUUCGUAAUUUUACACGCAGAGAAAAUUUGAAAUUACAUAUUCGUUAUAUUCAUGGUCCACUUGAAAGUCUUACAUGUAAGCUUUGUGGCAAUAAAUAUAAAAACAGCAAUAGCUUGCGUGUACACUCUUACCUUUAUCAUAAUGCUAAACGGGAUAAACAUAAUAAAUCACUUGUCAAUAAUAGUAAUUAGAAAUAGACAAGAUUACAACUAUUUUUAUAUACUACAAUAAUAAUAAUAAUUCUUAGGAUAUUACAAGAUUAGUUAUUAGAAAUUGUUACAAUAGUUAUUUAAACAACUUAUUAUAUAGCUUUAUAAAUAAUUCAUGACUAUCCAUAUUUAAUAAGUUACAUCUAAUAAUGAUAAAUUUAUAUAAAUAAAAUCUGAUGUAUA